UUAUAAUAUGGGGAUUCCCCGCGAGAGAAUUUCCAAAGAAAAAACCAUGAUACGAUGAACUUUAUUCAUUUUAGGUAACUGAUAACUUUUCAAGAGACAUUCAGUCCCGAUUAACAUGGUUGGUGAUGGAGUGAAUUGAAAAGCGCUUUUGCGAUGGAGAAACGUUACAGAGCUCAAGAUGUUUAUAAUAAAUACAGAAAAGAGGAGGAAGAACCACGCCCAACCAAACACCUCAUGCUGUCCAUCUUUCACAUCAUUAUUGAAUAUCUUAGUCUUUGCAGACCAGAGGAGAAAUUCUCUUUUCACGAAUUUCACAAAAUUUUAGACUUAAGCUCCACCGAAAGUGAUUUCAGUUUAGAGAAGGCUUCAGAGGCAUUCGAAAGGCUAGAAUUUUAUUUAGUUACAAUAUGGAAAAAUUCUUGGAAACCAGAAUUUAAGAGGAUGCGAAAAUACUGCGGAUAUUAUCAAACGAAGAUCGAGUCGCACUUGAAAAAAUCAGAAGAAGUAUUUAAGUUAAUUGGUUAUGUAGAAGCAGCAGAUUGUUUAUUACUGAAUCGUAGACUUAAUCAAGACGUUGUUCUCUCCGUAGGAUUUGAAUGUAUUGUAGCUUCUGUUGAAUGCCAUUUAGUAUCAAAAAUAAUUAACAGACUCGAAAGUCCACUAAGGCCCUGUGAUGUCUUCACUUUGAGGCAAAAAUACACCGGAGGUGAAGAAGAAUUUAUAACAAUAUUGAACGGAAACAAAAGAGACCCGGUUUUAAAAAAUUCUUCGGGAUCGGAGUACCGAAACGAUACAGAGGUUGACCAUAAUUCAGUUACGUUCUCUCCAUCUGAAGAAAAAACGGGUCAUCGUGAUAUUCCCUUUAUAGAUGAUGAUGCCGAUGGACACAAGGAGUAUGAACAUUUAGGUCCGAACUUCGAAGAGGGAACGCUCGACGACCAUCUGAUGGCGAGUUUAAAGUUAGUGAGCAAAGAGAAAGUGAAAACGGAAGAACCACCACCGAAGAAAGGAUCCGACGAGUGGUCAUAUGUUACGGAAAGUUUAAGAAAAAGAUACGGUGAAGAAUAUAACUGGGGACUACGUGGAGACAUUCUGCAGCCAGAACAGUUAACAAAUCGGCUCACACAGGACAGUAGAAAUGACAAAAAUGAAGUGCAAAAGAGGAUUAUCCGAAAGGAAAGUUCCUCGUAUCGAGAUUCUGGUUAUGUCGGUGGAAGUAGCUUUCGAAAUACCAGUCAUCGAUCUGAACUUGUCACUCGAGCCACUGGGGGCGCCGAGUCUAAAAUGUCAUCGCUUAAUAAGCCCACACAGCAAACAUCCUACGCUCACGAGCAAUUAUCACCUUCAAAUGCCACUGGAAACUUAAAUGUUUGUGUUGAAGAAGAAGGGAUUGGUGGUGAUAAUCUUUACAACGAUAUAGUUGAAAUGAGAUACGAAAGAUUAGGUACUACCCAACCCUUUAAUUUCAGCCAUUCAGCACCUGUAGCGCGAAAGAUUUCAACAGAUACCGAAGUGUCUCCUUCCAGCAGUAGUCGCUUUGGCAGUCAUAGUCUAAAUGAAGGUGGAUGGGUUUGUCCAUACUGUACCAUUCGAAAUCCCAAGGGUAAUCUUAUUUGUUCAGUUUGCAGUAAGACUAAUGAUGUUAGGGACAUAAAACCGUCAUCGAAAUCAAUGGACGUAAGAUGGACGUCCAGACAAUGUUCCAAAUGUACCUACGCGAAUCAUUCUGAUCGGAGCGAGUGUGAAAUGUGUGGCAACCCAAUAAACGAAGCAAACUCAGCAGUGUAACAGUUUCUACGUUAUGGGCUUUUUAUUCUAAACUAAGCAAGAGAAUGAUACACACAGUUAUUUUGACAAGGUUAAUAAGAGCUUAUCUAAUAAUAGUUCGCUUUUGAAAGCUCAUUGUAUUUUGUGAACAUAAGCAAUAUGAUUUUUGUUUUUCGAUAAACUUCCAACGUGAUAUGUUUACAUAAUAUAUUGAAUAGUUAUAAUUUCCUGUAAUAAAAAGUGAAAAAAUUGAUAAAAUAAAAUCACAAAACAUUUACA
Saccostrea echinata is the source of this 2046-nucleotide messenger RNA. RefSeq lists its product as uncharacterized. Gene Ontology annotation, cellular component: cytoplasm. The coding region runs from base 154 to 1788 and encodes 544 amino acids. The transcript is spliced from 3 exons. NCBI's taxonomy places the organism in Eukaryota, Metazoa, Mollusca, Bivalvia, Ostreida, Ostreidae. The record is from RefSeq and is a predicted model, not a curated record.